GCCAUUUCUCUCAUUAGCUUCCUUGGAGCUUGUGAUCGUUAGUGAUCAGACAACAUAACCAAUUUUCUCUCUAGCGCUAACUUCCACCCGCCAUCAUAUUAUUAUUGUGAGUCACUACUAAGUCAGCUAGCUAGUAGAUCCAUAUUUAACCCAUGGGGACCAAAGCUCUUAUUCUCAUCACCGUGGUCAUCGCCAUGCUUGGGAUGGCGCUCGGCGCCAGCCACACCGUGGGAGCGCCGGACGGUUCGUGGGACCUUCGAACCAACUACUCCCAGUGGGUUUCCAGAAUCAGGUUCACCAUCGGCGAUGAGCUCAAGUUCCAGUACUCCACCGCCGUGCACAACGUGGUGGAGGUGAGCAAGACAGGGUAUGACUCUUGCAACGACUCUAGCCCCAUAGCGAGUUUCCCAACUGGUAACGAUGUUGUUCCGCUUGCCACCGUCGGGACCCGGUAUUUCAUCUGCGGCGUCUCUAGGCACUGCGACGCCGGCAUGAAGGUCGAGGUCAACGUCAAGUCUAAAGUAGUGCGAACUAUGCAGCGGUGCCGACGGACAGGGAACCGACGUCGUUGCCAGUCCGAGACAGUAUUAAGCUCAUCUGCGGCGGCUGACGUUGAUCAGUCUGCGGUGGCCCGGCUCGGUCUGAUUGUUGUUGCGGCUGGUCUUAUGUUGUUCUUUUAGAGUGAAUGAUGAUUGUGGUCCUUUUUUCCUUGAUCAGUCGUAAGAUGGUCCCUUUGUGUAUUAAAUUUAAUUCUUUCAUUAAAUGUAAUUGCAUUCAUUAUAAUUGGAUUCAAGACAUCUUCUUGGAAAAACCCAUGUAAUAACCAAGCGUAUAACCAUGAAAUAACUUUAUCAAA
This is a messenger RNA of Triticum aestivum (bread wheat), 856 nucleotides long. RefSeq names its product mavicyanin-like. NCBI's taxonomy places the organism in Eukaryota, Viridiplantae, Streptophyta, Magnoliopsida, Poales, Poaceae. Gene Ontology annotation, molecular function: electron transfer activity. Gene Ontology annotation, cellular component: plasma membrane. The coding region runs from base 153 to 680 and encodes 175 amino acids. The transcript has a single exon. The record is from RefSeq and is a predicted model, not a curated record.